Vombatus ursinus (common wombat) is the source of this 3361-nucleotide messenger RNA. It is a transcript of the gene GALC, whose product is annotated as galactosylceramidase. The transcript is spliced from 17 exons. Bases 166 to 2259 code for a protein of 697 amino acids. The record is from RefSeq and is a predicted model, not a curated record. Gene Ontology annotation, cellular component: lysosome. Gene Ontology annotation, biological process: galactosylceramide catabolic process. Gene Ontology annotation, molecular function: galactosylceramidase activity. Lineage: Eukaryota; Metazoa; Chordata; Mammalia; Diprotodontia; Vombatidae.
CCCCCUCUACUAAGAUGGCGUCAGCAUUGUCAGGCGACGCCCUAGCUUCUAGUUUCCAUCUACCGCCUUCUUCUGGUCAGGUGAUCUUGGAGGCGGAGUCAUGUGACUAACAUAAUGGCCAGUACCUAACCCGCUCCGUUAUUGCGGGCUUUAUCCUGGUGAGAGAUGGUGGCUUGCAAGAUGUGGACUAGCCUGCGAGCGGCGGAGGGGCGAUUAUUUCUACUGCUGCUGCUGGGGCUGCUUCCGCGGCCUCACAACCCCGCGUGGGUGUCCGACUUUCGGCCCUCUCUCCAACGCGUGCUGCACCGGGACCCCAGCCACUCGCACUACGUCCUGGAUGAUGUCCCUGGGCUCGGUCGGGUGUUUGACGGCAUCGGCGGGCUGAGCGGCGGCGGGGCAACCUCCAGACUUCUGGUCAAUUACCCUGAGCCAUAUCGUUCUGAAAUAUUGGAUUAUUUAUUUAAGCCAGACUUUGGUGCCUCUUUGCAUAUUCUGAAAGUAGAAAUAGGUGGUGAUGGACAAACAACAGAUGGCACUGAGCCCUCUCAUAUGCACUAUGCAGAUGACAAGAACUAUUUCCGGGGUUAUGAAUGGUGGCUAAUGAAGGAAGCUAAGAAGAGGAAUCCCAAUAUUAAACUUGUUGGGUUACCAUGGUCAUUUCCUGGUUGGAUAGGUGAUGGUCAAAACUGGCCCUAUGUCAUACCUCAGAUUACUGCUUUAUAUGUUGUGAGUUGGAUAUUGGGUGCUAAACAAUAUCAUGAUUUGGAUAUCGAUUACAUUGGGAUUUGGAAUGAGAGAGCCUUUGACAGUGAAUAUGUAAAGAUUUUAAGAAAAAUACUUUAUCAGUACGGCCUGGACAGAGUGAAGAUCAUAGCCAGCGAUUACCUCUGGCAACCCAUUUCCUUUGCUAUGUUACAUGAUAGUGAACUCAUGGAAGCCAUCGAUGUUAUCGGGGCUCAUUAUCCUGGAACUCAUACUAUACCUGCAGCCCUGGCGACCAACAAAAUACUCUGGUCUUCGGAAGAUUAUAGCACUUUCAAUAAUGAAGUGGGUGGAGGCUGCUGGGCCCGCAUCUUGAAUCAGAAUUAUGUGAAUGGCAACAUGACUGCCACAAUCGCUUGGAACUUGGUGGCUAGUUACUAUCAGCAACUACCUUUUGGAAGAGAUGGAUUGAUGACUGCUCAGGAGCCCUGGAGUGGGCAUUAUGUUGUAGAGAGUCCUAUCUGGAUUUCAGCUCAUACCACUCAGUUUGCUCAGCCAGGGUGGCAAUACCUGAAAACAGUUGGCCAUUUCCUUAAAGGUGGAAGCUAUGUAGCUCUUACUGAUGGCUUAGGUAACCUCACUGUUAUCAUAGAAACCAUGACUCAUGAGCAUUCAAAAUGCAUAAGGCCGCCUCUUCCUUUCUUUGAAGUGUCUGAACAAACUGCAAGUUUCACUCUUAAGGGAUCCUUUAAAGAAUUAAGAACGCUCCAGUUAUGGUAUUCCAAACUCGGGAGCAAAGCUGGGAAUACCUCUGUCUUAUUCAAACAGCUACCUCCUCUAAAGAUUGCUAAUGGCACAGUCACAUUAAAGUUAGGUGUGGAUGAAGUAUAUACUUUAACAACUAUCACUGCAGGUCAGAAGGGCAGUUAUCCUAUUCCUCCAGUAUCACAACCAUUUCCAACUAGCUAUAAAGAUGAUUUCAAUAUUCGUAAUCCACCUUUUAGUGAAGCUCCAAAUUUUGCUGAUCAGACAGGAGUAUUUGAAUACUUCACCAAUGUCGAACACAUGGGGGACCAUGCCUUUACCUUACGCCAAGUGGUCACUACGCGACCUAUCACUUGGGCCUUUGAUGCAGAUCAGACGAUCAGUAUAAUAGGAGAUUAUAACUGGAAGAAUCUUGUAAUAAGUUGUGAUGUCUACAUAGAGGUGCUAUCUGUUGGUGGUGUGUUCAUUGCUGGAAGAGUUAAUAAGGGCGGGGCAGUCAUUCGAAGUGCCUUUGGAAUUUUCUUCUGGAUUUUUGCAGAUGGGACUUACCAAGUUACAAAUGAUCUUGCUCGAUCGUUUGUAAUAAAGAAAGGAUUUGCUAAUGUCAAGGCUAGAAAAUGGUACACCCUCACUCUGAAUAUAAAAGGCUCUUCUGUGGAUGUUAUACUAGAUAAUUGGCUUCUCUGGAAAGGUAAUCUGCCCUCAUAUCCGCAGAAUGGUUGGGCAGCAAUUGGAACACGUACCUUUGAGUUUGCACAGUUUGACAACUUUCAUGUAGAGGCUAUAGAUUAGAAUUCUUGAAACUCUCAGAUAAUGACUCCUCUCUCCUCCACACUUCUUUUGAGUUUGGAAUCAAAGUCAGUUCCUUGAGGAUUUUUGAGGCCAAAAACAUUGAAGGAAUUUGUUUUUCAUACUUGAUACUACUGUAUAUUUUAUUUACUUUUUUCUUAUAGUUAUUCUAAUUUUAAACAUCACAUCAUAGAUUAUGUAUUACUUCCUUUUCUUAACAAUUUUGCCAUUGAGAUCUCACAAUGAUUGUAUUCUGAUAUUGAGGGAAUUGGAUCCUUUUAUCUGGUUUGUAAUUAGUUAUGUGGUUUGUGUACUGAAAGAUUUCUCCAUGUUGUGUAACACUAAUAAACAUAACUUUAAAGACUUAUUUAUUAUUGUUUGACAUACAUACAUGUGUCACAUACCAUGAUGAAAUAAAUACUUUUUUCACCUUCAAAGAAUCUUUUGUCUCCACCAAAUAGUCUCAUGCAAUGCCCAGGGGAGCUUCAAGGGCAGUGUUUUAUGGAUUACCAUGGUGUUUCAUCCUUACAUUCUGAAUGGACCUUUAAAAAAUGGUGAUGUAAACAAAUACACAACUGUUUCUAAAAUGCCUUAUUAGUAAGCUACUUCCCAAACUUUCUUCAGUCAAUAAUAGAAAAAUGAAUAGAUAAUUUGGGACCUUGAUGAUGUAAUAUUGCUCUUAAUUACCUUUUUUUAAAAAGUUACUUUCCUCACUGUUGGUGUAGCCAAUAUUUUUGCUUGUGGAAAGAGGGGGAGAAUUAUGUCUUGGCCUAUCACACAAAAUGAAAUUGUUGAAUGACUUUUUGAGUCAUUACACCAGUUGAAAUUUAACAACUCUUUAAUACAUUGAUCAGUUUAUAUUUGAAGAGUGCUGCAUAUGCUUUUUAUAUGAUAUAAUUUGCUUCUAAAAAUUGGCACUCUUUUUAGGAACAUCUCAGUUACUCAUGUGGAAUAUAUUUCUUAUAUUCCAGAAGAAAAAAUAAAAGUAGGUUCUAGGAGAGGUUACAUGUGUCAUCUCAACUACAAAAUGAAGAGUUCCAGGGAUGGGGGCACCUGUAGCCUCUAGGCCACAUGUGACCCUCUAGAUCCUCAAGUGUGGCCUUUU